This is a messenger RNA of Aegilops tauschii subsp. strangulata, 3883 nucleotides long. RefSeq names its product protein FAR1-RELATED SEQUENCE 5-like. Lineage: Eukaryota; Viridiplantae; Streptophyta; Magnoliopsida; Poales; Poaceae. Gene Ontology annotation, biological process: regulation of DNA-templated transcription. The record is from RefSeq and is a predicted model, not a curated record. Gene Ontology annotation, molecular function: zinc ion binding.
CCCACCCUCCUCACCAAACCGCGCGAGACCAACUACCCCUAGGCCAUCUUCUUCUUCCCCACGAAAGAAGGAUCUGCCCAGGGGCAAAAUCCUCCUUCAUCGCCAGGAGAGAAGAACGACCAUGGCGGCUCCCAGGGAGAAAUAAGAGAAGAGAAGAGAAGAGGGCUUAGAAAUCAGAAAAGAAGACCAAGAGAAAAGCAGAUCAAAAGGAGGAGGGCGGAAAAAGAACCUACCUGGAGAUCCACAGGUUGAAGCAACUUUCAAGGAUGAUAGACCUCAAUGUGUUGCCUCCCGAUCUCAAUGAGUUGCCAAAUGAUGAUGUCGAGUUUGUACAUUCAGGGGUCUCACACAGCCUCAUCAAGAUCAUGGCUUGAUGAGAUGUCAACAUGCAAUCAGAAAGCCAUACACUCGAGGAAACAAACACCACAGUUGCAGGACCUACUGAAACAGAACUAAGGGCAGGGCCAAUUGGUGUUGAUCGAAAUGCUAUGGAUGAAGAUGAGGCUGGUUCUCAGCCAAUGGAGCCAUUUGUUGGGAUGAGAUUUGACACUCUGCAGGGUGCUAAGGAUCACUACAAUGAUUAUGCCCUAAAAAUCGGUUUCUCUAUUAAGAUGAACACUUCAAGGAGGAAUUCUUAUACCAACAUAUUGGAGAAACAGCAAGUUACAUGUAACAAGUUUAGGAAGCCAAAAUAGGAUGAUGCAGGAGCUGAAUUGCCACCUGUGCUAGAUCCUAUACCAGACCCCAAACCUUUGGGUGAAGAAGAAGAAAUGGAAGAAGUGCCAAUAUUCAAUGGAGAGGAUAGUGGAAAAAAGAAGAAUAAGAAGAAGCGCAAGAGAGAAAGGAUAAAGCAAACACAAUGUAAGGAAAAAAUGCUGGUUAAAUUGAAGGAUGGGCGGUGGGAAGUAACCCACUUUGUCCGUGAUCAUAAUCAUCCUUUGGUCCCCAAGCCUUCGCUCUCCAAAUACUUGCGAUCUCACAUGGGUAUACCGCCGGAGGAAAAGAAGUUCUUAGAGAUACUCUACAACUGCAACCUCACUUCAGGCCGUAUGAUGACUAUCAUGUCAGAGUUUUAUGGCUCGGAGCUAAAUGUACCAUAUGGACCUAAAGCAAUAACAAACUGAUGUGCUGGCUUCUCCAAAGACUCAACGAAAGAGGGGGACAUUAUUGAGACAAUUGAACAUUUUAAAGAGUUGCAAAAAGAUGAUCCAGACUUUUUCUAUAAAAUAAAAUAAGAUCUCGAAGGAAGGGUAGAAAACAUUUUUUGGGUGGAUGGCUUUGCGCGGAAAGCUUAUACAGAGGCAUAUCAUGAUGUGUCUCCUUUGACACAACCUACAUGACCAAUAUGUACAACAUGCCUUUUGCUCCGUUCAUUGGAAUCAACCUUCAUGGGCAGUCUUUCAUGUUGGGCUGCAUGUUUGUGAGGCAAGAAAUGGAGACUAGCUUUGAUUGGGUUUUUGGAGCUUUCCUAGAGGCUAUGAAUGAAAGGGCACCGGAUAACAUAACUACUGAUCAGGAUGUGGCAAUGAAAGAGUCCAUAAAGAACAUAUUUCCCACAAGUGUGCACCGAUAUUGUCGGUGGCACAUCAUGAAAAAAGCUCAAGAGAAAGUUGGAUGGUUGCUAGGCCGGAACCCGGGAUUGUCUGAAGAUUUCAACCUUUGCGUUGAUUUCAGUUUCACACCAGAUGAGUUUGAACAGAAUUGGGCUGUGUUGAUGAUGAAAUAUGAGGCAAUUACACACACCCAUUUUGAGAAGCUAUAUGAAUAUAGGAACACUUGGGUGCCAUGUUACUUCAAGCAUAGAUUUUUCUCGUUCUUGCAGUCUACACAACGAAGUGAGGGGUUCAAUGCAGUCUUGAAGCGGUAUGUCAACCCUCACAAGUCAAUUUUGAACUUUGUGAAGCAGUACCACAAAAUACAGACACACAUCCUCGUCAAGGAAGGGUGCAAUGACUACAGGACAGAACAUCUGGAUCUUGACAUGUGGUCACAAUUCCCAAUAGAGAAGCAGGCAUACAAGACAUAUACUAGAGAUCUUUACUGCAAGUUCCGUGAUGAGUUUUCGAUGAUUGGACGCUACAAUGCAUUCCAAAUUUGUGUGGAAACGUUUGAGCUGAAACCAAAUAUGGAAUGGGUUGUGAAGUAUGGUUCCAGGAACUACUUGGUGUUGGCAAAAAUACCCGAGGGACAAUUUUCAUGUGAGUGUACCAAAAUGGAGAGGGAUGACAUCCUUUGUUGCCACAUACUGAAAGUGUUCACACAUAUUGGGCUUGAUGUCAUCCCGGAGUAGUACAUGUUGACGCGUUGGACGCCAAUUGCUGUCCCAAGUGUGCCAAGUGCCACUAGCCAGCAACCUGAUGUAAUGCCUCCUGCCUCUCUAAAGGAAAUUAGGCAUGCUAACAUGACCUCAGACUUCCAAAAACUAGCAAAUUUUGCUUGUGGUUCUGAUGCAGCAAAAGGCAUUGUUGAUAAACACAUGCAUGCAGCGCCGACAGAGAUUGUGCAGCUGAACAAGUCUAGAAGGAAAAAAAGGGCUGCAAGAGAGGCAGGUCCGUCCGCUGGUGAUAACAACCAGGAUCCUCCCGUGCCGCCUACAUCUACAGGGCCUACUCCAGCAACUACCCCUACUGGACGUGCUCCACCACCUACUCCCAUGGGCCGUGGUGGACCACCUCCUCCCAUGGGACGUGCUGGUCGUGGUCCACCAUGUCCUCCCAUGGGUCGUGCUGCUCAUGCUCUAGUGCCUCCUCCCAUGGGUCGUGCUGAACAGCCUCCCGAUGGGUCAUGGUGGGCCACGUGUGAGUAAUGCUUCGGCACCUCUUCCUAUGGGUAACGCAACACAGGGACAUACUAACUGCACCGAGCGGAUGUCGCUUACGAGCAACGACGAUGAGGUUGCAACUCCUAGGGAUCUGCCAAAGUCAACUACAAAAGGGAGGGCAAGGAGUAGACGCUAUCAUUCAGCUCUUGAACUGCACCCGAAAAGGAAAAACAGGUGCAGCUACUGCAACUCAGAUAAGCACAAUGCUGCUAGCUGCCCUACGAAGUUGGCGUGACAACUUGGUGACAUAUAAGCAAUAGAUAAAAUGGGGGAAGAAUCAAAAGAAAAGUUCUGGCUUUGCACUGUUAGGACAUGGAUGGAACUAUGAAGAUCCAGCAACAAAAAACUGCUUUGGAAACUUCUUCUUUAUGUUGUUUAAACUUAGCAUCUGGCCCAUUUGUAUUUCAUGUUAAAAAAGUCCUAUAUACUAUCACUUUGCUAUGUGUGAGGCUACCUAUUUAUGCCUCUGUUGGCAAAUGUACACAUUUACGCAUGCAACAUAGUAAAAAGAAUUUUUUUUACUAUGUGUGUUGUCCUUUAGUGAUUGAUUGUUUGAUGGUUUACCAGAACCGAAAAGGGUUGUGCAAGUUAAUUAGUAUCAAUGUGCAAGUAUCUUCCCUGUAUGUGCAAGCGUAACAUCUCCAGGUACUAUGCCAUGUAAAAAAUAAAAAAAGGAAAAGGAAUAAAAUUGUAUCAUUCUUAGGGUUAAAAAUAACACCACCAAACAACAGUUCAAGAAACAGAAUGUGCAACCUGGGGCAAAAAAACCCCAGAUGAAAUUGUGCAACUGAACUUGUGUUAGGUGUGCAACUGAAUGAGUACCAUUGUGCAACUAUCGUGCAGACCGAUGGUAGCGGAUAAAAGAAGGAGCAAAAACAAAACUUACUCAUUGUACCGUACAAUGUCCUUACAUGGGGCUUUGUUGAGAGUAGAGUCAACCAUCUUGUAGGUCAUUAUCCUCCUCAUGCUUAGGCACUCUUUUGGUUCGUAGUUUGGCAAUUGUCUCCCAUUCCAAAUGCUAGUAUUGAACAACAUGAACACACCACAUUCAUUGCUGUGCAA